This is a messenger RNA of Xyrichtys novacula (pearly razorfish), 300 nucleotides long. The record is from the annotation of a GenBank genome assembly. NCBI's taxonomy places the organism in Eukaryota, Metazoa, Chordata, Actinopteri, Labriformes, Labridae.
AUGGCAAAUGUAGACAGUUCUGAGGUCAUAAAUAUAUCAGAUGGUGAAGAUGGUGAUCCAGCUGUGGAUGCAGACAUUCCAGAUGAUUUUGACCAUAUGCCUGUGGAACAACAACCUGAUGAUUUUGAAGAUGAUUCAGAUGAAGAUUAUCCUCCACCUGAUGCAGCAGGAGCCGACCACCCUGUCACAGUGACAGUGAGAAUACGCCACAACAUCCAUGAGUGCAUAAACACAAGCUUAAAAAACAGCGUUGUAAGAAUGAUGGUGCGCCAGAACCCAAUUAUCAUGUUUUUACUUUAG